This is a messenger RNA of Rhododendron vialii, 3208 nucleotides long. Its product is annotated as protein FAR1-RELATED SEQUENCE 5-like. The transcript is spliced from 4 exons. The coding region runs from base 417 to 1145 and encodes 242 amino acids. The record is from RefSeq and is a predicted model, not a curated record. NCBI's taxonomy places the organism in Eukaryota, Viridiplantae, Streptophyta, Magnoliopsida, Ericales, Ericaceae.
CUCUCUCUCUCUCUCUCUCUCUCUCUCUCUCUCUCGGCGCGAGCUAAUAGACUGAUACCAAAGUCAAAGAAAAUCGAAUGAAUUGAGAUAUACCUUCUGAGCUCAUCAUACAUUUUCUGCAAUUCGUCAGGAUUGAAAUCCAAAGGAAGGCAACAUAGAUUUGAACUAGAGUUGUUCUUCCCAUCAUAUCAUCUAUUUGUUUUGGGAUUAUGGUUCAUGUCUUUGUUCCUGGCAUUUUCAGAAUCAUCUUCAAUUCGAAAACUGUAGAGUAGCAGAGAGUCAGAGACACUUGAAUCAUUUUAUUUGGUUUAUUUUCAGGAUGCAGCGAGCAUAAGCACGCAUUGCUUCUAUUUCAAGUGUAUACUUAGGAUGUUGAUUGGUGUUAUGCAAUUUCUUAUCAUCUGCUAGAUUCAUUAAUGGCAAGCACUUCGGGCCAAGAGUUCAAUUCAAACCGAACCUAUAGGAGUUGGUUAGCUGAAACAUUUGAUGGUCAUGAAACAGCAGAAGAUGACCUAUUAGCUUAUCCAAAUGGGCACAAUGAUAACAUGGAACCAUGUAUCGGCAAUUUACCCACAAGUUUGGAACCUUUAGAACCAUAUGUUGGCAUGGAGUUUGAAUCAGCAGAAGAUGCUAGGGCAUUCUAUGAGAUGUAUGGACGACAUCUGGGCUUUACUAUACGGAAUAAUCGGACACGUCGAUCACUUAAAGACAGCUCAAUAAUAGGCCGGGAGUUUGUUUGUUCAAAAGAAGGUUUCCGAAAAAGAGAAAAAAGAAUUAUUCCAUCACGGCCUGCUACUAGAGAGGGAUGCAAUGCGUUGUUGAGGAUAGCUGCAAAAGAUGGAGGAAAGUGGGUCAUAUAUGGUUUUGUCAAAGAGCAUAAUCAUGAACUCAAUCCUAGCAAAGUACCACCCCGACGAUCACACAGGGUUGCAUUCAGUGAGGACGAGAAAGAUCUUAAGAUCCGGGAACUAUCCACGGAGCUACAUCGCGAGAGAAAAAGAUCUGCUGCUUAUCAAGAACAGCUGCAGAUGGUUUUGAAAUAUGUUGAGGAACACACUCAGCGGCUAUCGUUGAAUGUACAAGCAGUUUUGAACCAAGUGAGACAAAUUGAAUCUGAAGUGCUAGAUGAUUUAGACUCCGACUAAAUUUAGUAUCCUUUCGAACCAUUUUUCUCUUUCUCCGUUAUGCAUAACUGAGUACACUUAUAAUAGUCACUUUGUGCAGUGUUCGUCAUAACAACAUCGAAAAUUUCUUGCAAAUCAUUUUCUGUGUUGCGUAACCCAAAUCUUGGGUUGAACUUUUCUAUUUAAUCAGGUAAUUCAUAGGAGAAAAUCAAGUUCUUUGCUCCCGAGAUUCACUGAAGGUGACCUUGUGCAUCCAUAAGGUUGGAAAUGUUACAUUCUCAUAAUCUUUCGAAUUUCGCCUAAGCUGACUAGGACACGCAGUUACGUUUGGUUUACGCGAGAGCAUGCACAAAUAGAGAUGACCUACUCAUGCAACCAUUUCACUAGAGAUAGACCAUUUCCUCAGCCUCAUGAUGUCACAGAAGUAACAACUGCCAAUGAAUUGAGACUAUUUUUCCCAGAGAAAAUAGCAAAACCCACAGAAUACAGUGUGAUGAGUGACUGCACUGAGGCAAGAGGCCUUUGUCCAAUAACAUUAGGGGUGCUCUUAGGUGCUAGGGUUAAGGAGGUUAGACUAAAUUCAUAGAAUACAGUGUGAUGAGUGAUUGCACUGUACCAAGAGACCUUUGGUCCAAAGGCAUCAGAGGUGCCCUUAGGUGUUAGGAGUCAGGAGGUCAGGUUAAACUCUAAGAUGCUAAUUUAAUUAUUCUAACAAUACUUGUGAAAAGUGGAAAAAAAGAAGAAGAAGAAGUAAUUGCACUGCAUGCUUUUUUAAUUUUAUGACUCAGUCUCCCAUUGUUUGACGAAAACCGCCAAGUCCGAUUGAUUGGUUGAUUUUCAGAUGUGAUGUUUGAACAAUUGACUCCGUAAAAAUAAUAUAAUUUUUGCAAUAAUGACAUUGAUUUUUUCAAGUUUUUUUUUUGUUGGUAAUCAUAUUUUUUGACCUGAUCGCCAGGAAACAAUCUUUGAAGACAAAACCAGGUCAAUGAUAAUCUCAGAGGCAGACCCAAAGAGAUUUAACCCAAUAUUAUAGAUUAAAGACAAAACUAGGUCAAUGUCAAUGAUAAUCUCCGGCCCAAAUAGAUUUAACCCAAUAUUUUAGAUUUAUAUUAUCAAUUCACGAGUUCUCUUUUGGCCAAUACCAAUGCCACAUACCCACAACAAAUAUAAUAAACAGAAAUAACAUAUAUACAAGCAAACGAAUAAAAUUAAUCGGAAAUCGGCAUAACCAAUUCUUUCACGUGACGCGUGGGCUCCACCAAAAAUGUUCCAAAAUCGUAACAUUUUUUUAUCACUGUGUAGCGGCGCCGCAAGACAACUAAGUAAUUACCCGGAGCAACAUGCUUUUAUUUUGUGAUCAACUCAAUGCAUCAAAUCCACCACCACCGCCUCUCAUCAUUUCCUUGAACUCAUCGAAACUAACCAUCCCAUCCCCAUCUCCAUCCACCUUCAUGAUCAUCCUCCGGCAGUCCUCCACCGCCCUCCGUUCCAACCCCAACGCGGCCAUCACCGACUCCAACUCCUCCGCCGCGAUAAACCCGUCUCCAUUCUUAUCGAACACGUCAAAAGCCUCCCUCACGUCCUCCUCUCCCUCGUCCCGCCCGUCCAUUAUUGAGUUAUAAAGCGCCCCGAACUCCUCAUAAUCAACGCACCCGUCUCCGUUCUCGUCCACCCUUUCGAUCAUCUGAGUCAAGUCUUGAUCCGAGAUGAAAAUACCCAUGUUCUCUAACGAGCCGUUGAGUUCUUCCCUAGUGAUCUUCUGGUCUCCGUUCUUGUCGAACAUUUGGAAAACCCGUCGGAGCUCGCCUGAGUCCAUUCUCCGAAGGGUUUGUGCCGCCGAGGGCUGUGGUAGUGGAGGAGGAGGAACGGUGGUUUUGUUGGUUGUGGUUGUGGUGGGUGUUUGUUGGUGGUACCAAGAAGUGGGGAGGUAUGUUCUGAGUUUCUUGGGGAUGAAGUACAGAAGCGCUGUGUUCAGUAGGUUGUAAAGAAGGAAAAUCCUAACCACGAUGGAUGGCAUCGUUGCUUUGUUAGUAUAAAAAUUGGAGAGAGAGAGAGAGAGAGAGAGAGAGAGAGAGAGGUGGGAU